CUUAUAUAAUUAGCUGUCCUAAAAUGGUUUUAUUAGAUUUUCAGUUUGCAAAUUAAACCAUAAAAAAUAACAUUUGCCAUUGUGGCAUGAGUUUCAUGUAUACUUAUUACCACCAAUGAUAAAUAGUAAUUGUUUUGGGAUUUCUAAUUAUUAAUAGUAUUAAAAUUACAUUUUGUUAAACAUUCUAUUAAACUUAAAGUAGUUCUGUUCAAUCCAAUUUCGUUCAACAAAUUAGGAUAGUAGAACAAAUAAAUUGUCAAAUGACAUAUGAAUUGCAGAUGGUAAAAUAUUUGUGACCUCGCAGAGAAGAUGAAAGUAUCCCUUAAAAUUUGUAAGAAAUAAAUCAAUUGUACAGUUUUUGUGAAAAUUCAGACAUUACAACAGGUCUGUUUGAUUAGUUGCUCAUUAAUAAACUUUUGUAUCAAAAUUGUAUACUCAUCGUAUAUAUGAGAAACCGCCACACUUGACCGUUGUCCGAAAAGUAUAGCUGCAGAGAAACAAAGAAUUCGAAAGGAAAAAAACAGAAGGAAAAAAUGGCGAAGACAGUAGUGGGAAGGAUGAAGCUUGGAACACAAGGUCUGGAGGUAUCAGCACAGGGACUUGGCUGCAUGAACAUGACGGCUUUGUAUUUAUAUGGUCCACCUCCUAAGCCUGAAUCCGAUAUGAUCUCUCUCAUUCACCAUGCUAUCGACUCUGGCAUCACCUUCUUCGACACUUCUGAUGUUUAUGGUCCCUUCACCAACGAAAUCCUUCUCGGAAAAGCUGUCAAUGGAGGAGUGAGAGACAAAGUACAAAUCGCCACUAAAUUCGGCAUCACCAUAACCGACGGCAACAAUAUGGGGGUUUCAGGCGAUCCUCAGUAUGUAAGAGAAGCUUGUGAAGCAAGUCUCAAGAGGCUUGGAGUUGAUUGCAUCGAUCUUUAUUAUAAGCACCGGAUUGACACCCGGGUCCCCAUUGAAAUCACGGUGGGGGAGCUCAAGAAACUAGUUGAAGUGGGUAAAAUAAAAUACAUUGGUCUAUCUGAGGCCUCUGCUGCAUCAAUAAGAAGAGCUCAUGCUGUUCAUCCUAUAACAGCUGUGCAGUUAAGAGUGGCCGUUGUCGUGAAUAGAUGCCGAGGAUGAAAUAAUUCCUACCGG
Ziziphus jujuba (common jujube) is the source of this 1136-nucleotide messenger RNA. Its product is annotated as IN2-2 protein. The record is from RefSeq and is a predicted model, not a curated record. NCBI's taxonomy places the organism in Eukaryota, Viridiplantae, Streptophyta, Magnoliopsida, Rosales, Rhamnaceae. Gene Ontology annotation, cellular component: cytoplasm.